Messenger RNA from Brettanomyces bruxellensis, 1299 nucleotides. RefSeq lists its product as uncharacterized. The record is from RefSeq and is a predicted model, not a curated record. NCBI's taxonomy places the organism in Eukaryota, Fungi, Ascomycota, Pichiomycetes, Pichiales, Pichiaceae. The coding region runs from base 1 to 1299 and encodes 432 amino acids. The transcript has a single exon.
AUGACCGCAGAAGCAGAGUUAUAUCCUCAUGUUAUUGUGACAGGUACACCAUUUGAGCGUGGACUCAAGCACGGUAGUACAUUGAAAGAGAAAAUUCAGAAGUUGGGAAAUCAUUAUAAGACCAGCGAUACUCUUCCACCAUGGGAUUGGUGCGAGAAUAUCAUCGAAUCUUACUAUAUUCCAGCAUUGCAGAAAUAUGACCCAUUUGCCUUUGAGGAGUUGAAGGGAAUUGCAGAAGGUGCGGAGACUCCUUUGGACAUAAUUAUUCUGAUCAACGCUCGGUACGAUUUGACCAAGUAUAAAAAUAACUCUGAAUGUGCUGAUCAGAUUGCCGACAACUCUAAGACUGCGGAUGAAUGCUCGACUGGUGCAAUAAUCGAUGAGAGAGCAGUUAAGCUUGUCCAGAAUUGGGAUUUGGAUAGUUUUGUGUACGAUCACGAUCUUUGUGUUGUUUUAGAGACACAUACGACACCAAAAGAAGGUCUACCAAAGGUUAUACUUACUCUUGGAGAGGUCGGUCAACUUGGUCGUUCUGGUAUGAAUUCCGAAGGUUUGGGUCUAUGUGCCAACGGUUUGAACUCUAAUGUUGAUUUUUUCAACUUCCCUAGAGACCCCAUGGAUGAAGCCGCAGCAAAGAAGAUCGAAAAAGAAUAUGGAAUAAAGCUUCCAGUCAUUCCAGCUUCUUUUGCCAGAAGAAAGUUCCUUUCGUGUCAUAGUUUUGCUAAUGGUUUACAUUACAUCGUGCAGUCCCCAAGACAUGUUUCCGGUAACAUAUUGGUUGCUACUGCUGAAGGUCUCGCAUUGGACUUCGAACUGAUUCCAAAUUCAUAUUUCCUCAUAGAACCAACCUAUGUGGACGAGAAAACAGGUGCUGAGGUCUUGCCUUCAUUCAAGAGAAGAGCAUUUAUCACGCAUUCUAACCACUUUGUGUCCCCUCGUUAUACGCCGGCUGCAAACUACAUGAGAUGUAAAAACCCAGGCGGUUCCUCACUUUUCAGAAACCACAUUUUGGCAAGACACUUUGUUGAUCUCAUAACGAGUAAGCCAAUGGGUAAGGGUAUCUCUUUCGAUGAUAUUAAGAAAAGUGUCAGCGAUAGAACCUGUGCUCCAAAUUCUGUUUCUGAAUCCAAGAACCCUAGAGGUGAAGCUCAAUUCUCUAACGAGAAAGAUCCUGAGAUGGUUAUGACUGUUGCGACUGCAAUUUAUGAUUUGACAAAUGGAACUGCCAUGUUCUGCAAGGGUCCUCCACAUUCGGCAAAGCAAUGGCUUACUGUCAACAUUGACAUGGAGAAGAAUUAA